Molecule: messenger RNA, 2084 nt
Organism: Labrus bergylta (ballan wrasse)
Lineage: Eukaryota; Metazoa; Chordata; Actinopteri; Labriformes; Labridae
Gene: sp5l
Product: Sp5 transcription factor-like
Biological process (GO): regulation of transcription by RNA polymerase II
Molecular function (GO): RNA polymerase II cis-regulatory region sequence-specific DNA binding; DNA-binding transcription factor activity, RNA polymerase II-specific
Source: RefSeq, a predicted model, not a curated record
CGCCUCUGAGAUGAGCUCGAGGAUUUACUGCGCGCUUCAGACACUCUGCUGCUUCCACACUUUUUUUAACUGGACUGCCAGAGCACAUUUGAAACACUGACCCAGUGGAGUGGGUGACUUUUGAAUGAUGCUGGAUUUCCAAGUUUAGCCUGCCAAAGUGUCUGAGUCAUCCAAGACGUGAAUGUGAGCAGCAUUUUCCUGCCUCUGAGCUCGACUUCAGACUUUGUGAAUCGUCGCUUUCCGGCGCAGUUUGUGUUGCAGGUGCGCUAAAAGGAGCCCGAGGACAGAUGGCUGCGCUGGCGAUUCAAAGGACUGACAACUUUUUGCACACCUUUUUACAGGACCGGACACCCAGCUCCUCUCCAGAGGGAGCACCUAACGCCCUCUCCUUCCUUGCCACCACCUGUAGCCAGGCCUGGCAGGUUGGAGGCACGAUGGGCUCAGAAGGCUCACAGUUUCCGUACGAGGGCACCGUCAGCUCCACGUCAGGAAUGUUCCAGCUGUGGAGCAACGAAAUGACACCCAGCACGGCCCUCAGCACCCAUCAGAUGACCUUCACCGUGCCCAAAGUGCAGUUUCCUGGUCACAUGCAAUCUGGUCUGGGUCACCACCACCAUCAUCACCCUCACCAUCACCACCACCACCACCACGAGCUGCCUCUCACCCCACCGGCCGAGCCUCCCUCUUCGUACUCCUUUGAACUCUCUCCUGUCAAAGUGUUGUCUUCGCAGCCACAGACAAACAGCGGCUAUUACCCUCAGCACAACAGUGUGGGACAAAACUUUCCAAGCUUCUUGCAGAACUCCUCCACCAGACAUCACCUGUCUGGAGGCCCUGUGGAGGAAUCCCAGCAGUGGUGGAGCCUGCCCCAAACUAACGCCACCCCGUCCAACCACCCCUUCUCCCUAGGCAGACAGUUAGUUCUGGGGCACCAACCCCAGAUAGCAGCUCUUCUCCAGGGCACCUCCAAGGGCCUGCUGAGCUCCACUCGCCGCUGCCGCCGCUGCAAGUGCCCCAACUGCCAGACCAACGGUGGUGGGUUAGAAUUCGGAAAGAAGAGACUGCACAUCUGCCACAUCCCUGAAUGUGGCAAAGUGUACAAGAAGACAUCGCACCUCAAGGCGCAUCUGCGGUGGCAUGCCGGGGAGAGACCCUUCAUCUGUAACUGGCUGUUCUGUGGUAAGAGUUUUACCCGCUCAGACGAGCUGCAGCGGCACCUCCGCACCCACACCGGGGAGAAGCGCUUUGGGUGCCAGCAGUGCGGGAAGAGGUUCAUGAGGAGCGACCACCUAUCCAAACAUGUCAAGACCCACCAGAGCAGGAAGAGUCGGUCGGGGCCACCAUCGCAGAGCACGGAUCCUCGGCUCGCCAAUAUCAAGAGAGAGUAAUCUUUCUGCGCUCCUCCAUUCAUAAAUAUCUCCAACAACAAACAGACUGUGUGACUUACACUGACUGCCAUAGUUUUGCACUAGAGGGAACGCUUCUAGCUCCCUUAACAUGAUCUGUUGUCAUAAGAUCUACUUUUGACUUCAAGUAGAACAACAAAAUGAUAUUUAGAGGCAAUUUUUAAUUCAAGUUAUCAUGUUCUUUUUGAAGUGAGGCACCUUGAAAGGAAACCUGAAGACUUAUUUAUAAGAUAUUGUGGGUUUUUCUGAAUUCAUUGUACUAUCCAACAUGCUGAACAAACAGACUUCAGCUAUAAUGGCUUUGUCUUGACUAAUUAAGACUUGUUUUAAACUCAUUUUGUAAAUAAUUAAUCCGUGUGAAGUACGUAGCGGACAUGAACAAAAUGCACAAGGUUUACCAGAAUAUGUUGUUAAUACUAUCAUUAUGUUAAAAAAAAUGUAUGCCUUUCUACAGCUGAAGGUUGCUGUAUAAAAAUGAUAAUUUCUUCAAAAAGUAAUUUGAUUUGAUUUCAAAACGAGGGUCUCUACUUCAAGGUAGAGAUGUUUUUUUUGAAAUAUGAGUCUUUGAUCUGCAGAUUUCUGCAGCAGAGUGAAGUACUGUUAAAGCUCCAGAUUAUAAAACAUUUUAAAGUUCUUGUAAAUUAUGUAUAAAUAUCUUGAACAGUUUUAACGGGGUUA